GCUUGGUUUACAUCGUGCACUUGAUACGCGUACUAUAUAGUAACUUUCUUCGCUACAUGAAAAGGCACCCAGAGAGAGAGAGAGAGAGAGAGAGAGUUCUUUUCGUGUUUAUGCAACGCUGUAGCAAAGUUACAGAAUCCUCCAAUCAUGCAAAUAUUCGUGAAAACUCUCACGGGUAAAACUAUUACCCUUGAAGUUGAGGCAUCUGAUACCAUUGAAAAUGUUAAGGCCAAAAUUCAAGAUAAAGAGGGAAUUCCACCUGACCAACAAAGAUUAAUCUUUGCUGGUAAACAAUUAGAGGAUGGAAGGACCUUAUCGGACUACAACAUCCAAAAAGAAUCGACCCUUCAUCUAGUGUUGCGCUUGCGAGGUGGUGCUAAGAAGCGCAAGAAGAAAAAUUACUCCACCCCCAAAAAAAUCAAGCACAAAAAAAAGAAAGUAAAGCUUGCUGUGCUGAAAUAUUACAAGGUGGAUGAAAACGGCAAAAUCCAUCGUUUACGCCGAGAAUGCCCAAUGGAGCAAUGUGGCGCAGGUGUAUUUAUGGCCGCAAUGGAAGACCGGCAUUAUUGUGGAAAAUGCGGAUAUACUCUUGUUUUUAACAAGCCAGACGACAAAUAAAAAAAUAAAGUUCUAUAUAGGCACAAUAUA
Molecule: messenger RNA, 648 nt
Organism: Odontomachus brunneus
Lineage: Eukaryota; Metazoa; Arthropoda; Insecta; Hymenoptera; Formicidae
Gene: RpS27A
Product: ubiquitin-40S ribosomal protein S27a
Exons: 4
Coding region: 148-618 (156 amino acids)
Biological process (GO): translation; modification-dependent protein catabolic process; protein ubiquitination
Cellular component (GO): cytoplasm; ribosome; nucleus
Molecular function (GO): structural constituent of ribosome; ubiquitin protein ligase binding; protein tag activity
Source: RefSeq, a predicted model, not a curated record